AUGUCCAACGAUUUAGAAAAUCACACGCCUAUAGAUGAUGAUUAUUACAGCCACAACGGUUCAGAUGAAGAGGAGGAAGAAUAUGUUAACUCAAUACCUGAAAUGGCAAAGUUGACAGAUUAUGAAAUAAUAAAAAAAUUGGGUCAAGGUACUUUUGGUGUGGUUCAGAAAGCAAGAAAGAAAGAUGAUGGCCAUGUUGUUGCAAUAAAGCAACUAUUGAAUCACCUGGCAAAAGAGGGUUUUCCAAUUACCGCAUUGAGAGAAAUAACUAUAUUAAAACAAAUGGAUCAUCAUAAUAUAUUGAAUAUUGAAGAGUUAAUUUUUGAAGAACCAGAGCAUUCCAAUCCUACUGAACUAAUUACAACAAGAGGUUCAUUUUAUACUGUUUCACCGUAUAUGAGUAGUGAUUUAGUUGGAAUAUUAGAAAAUCCAAAAGUCACAUUAAAACUUGAAGAAAUAAAGUGUUUAAUGAAGCAACUAUUAGAGGGAAUCCAAUAUAUACAUGAGCAAAAUUAUCUACAUAGAGAUAUAAAAGCAGCAAAUAUAUUGGUUGAUCAAAAUGGAGUUUUGAAAAUUGCUGAUUUUGGAUUAGCUAGAUUAUAUCAUGGAGAUUCUCCUAAAUUAGGAAUGGGGCCAGGUGGAGGAGAGAAAGCAUAUACAGCAUUAGUAGUAACAAGAUGGUACAGACCUCCUGAAAUUCUUCUUGGAGAAAGAAAAUAUACAACAGCAGUGGAUCUAUGGGGAAUUGGUUGUGUGUUUGCAGAAUUAUUCACUGGGAAACCAAUUUUAGUUGGGAAAACUGAUGCACACCAAGCACAAAUAAUUUUUGAUCUAAUUGGUUCUCCAACUACUCAAUGGCCUGACGCUAUCAAAUUACCUAAUAAAACUGAUUACAAUAUCGGAAUAACAGCAAAAAGGACCUUGGAACAAAAAUUUGAGGAUAUAAUGCCCAAGUCUGGGAUCAAGUUAUUGAGUGGCUUUCUUACUCUUGAUCCUUAUAAGAGAUUCAACGCAUUAGAUGCAUUACAACAUGAGUUUUUCACUGAAUCUCCACUACCUUUUUUACCUCAAGAAAUGUCAAAUUUUGGAGAGUGUCAUGAAAUUGAUAAAGGAAAGUUCCAAAAACUUACAGAAUCUAAUAAGAAUCAACAAAGGACUGAAACAAGAAAUAUUACUGAAUACAAUGGAAGAUCCGAACCUGAUGCUUAUCGUUAUGAUGAACGUUAUGCCAGAGAGGAAAGCAAUUGGGAAGUAACAAAUGAGGGUAUUGACUCACCAUAUCAUUAUAGACCGUUGUCACAACAAAAUCAAAACAGAAUCAACAAUAAUAAUAGUAACAAUAACAACAAUAAUAACACCAACACCAACACCAAUUAUAGUCAAUACACUGAUGACGGCUAUUAUCAAUCUAGAACCAAUUAUACAAAUAAAAGUGGCAGGUCACAGUACGACGAAAGAGUAGAAGAAAAUAUAAAUAACGGAUAUGGAGAUUACGAAGAGUUUUAUCAUGAAAAUCAAAGUUCAACAGAACCAAAACGAUACAAAUCAAGUGACACAUACAUACCUCGAUCAAACUCAAAUUUGACAUCAUUACAAGAAAGACGUAAUUCACCAAGAACUAAUACGCAUAAGCAUGCAAAACCUAAAACUCCCAAUUAUAAUGAAUCUUCAUUAUCAAAUUUUUCUAAUGAUAUAAUUGCUACUAGAAGAUCAAGGUUUUCUAAUGAUUUUGAAGAAGCUAGAGAUGAUACCGGUGAAGUUUAUAAUAAAGUAAAUUUAAAUUUAGCUCAUUUACCUGCAAAACCCUCAAUUCGUAUAUCUGAUCUACAUGGCAGAGUUGGGGAUCCAAAUGCACCAAAGAAACAAGCAUCUGCGGAUUCAACUAAAGAAAAGGUCAGCUUGAAACAAGAAUCUGAUGUGAUACCUAAUGAAACUAAUGAGGAGCAAGAAAACCUCAUUGCUGAAUAUGAAAAUGAGAAAAACCAUUCAACCAAAUCAAACGAGACAGACAUUUCAAAGAUGACCUCGGUCGUAAGUUCUACUCUGAACGAAUUAAAUGAAGAUAAGAGCAAGUUAUUGGAAACAGAUAAUGAUGAUAGUAAACCACGACCACGACCAACAACAUUAACACCAAUUCCAAUUGAGACAAAGGUAGUCCAAAACUCGGAAGAAUUUAAGAAAGAUGAAGAAAUGGACACUGGUAAUUCAGAAAAUUUUAAACACAAUUUAAAUGAUAAAGAACCACCUAAGCAUGAUCAAGAUUCUAAUUCAAAGAUACUAAAACAAUCUGAACAAGUUUCAUCAACACCAUCCCGAAAGAACAUAGAAACAGAUAGAGAAUCACAAAAAGUGACGAAUGCAGAAGUCAAGUCCGAAACUGAGAAUGUCAAAACUAAAUUAAAUUUGAGAGGUGAUGACAAUAAAAAAAGAGUACAAAUUAAGUCUAAUCCAAUUUCUGAAGGUACAAAACAAAUUGAAAAGUUAACUUUACCGAAAAGAAACAAAAACGUUCCCUAUGUUCAUGGAUUAAGUAAUCAUGAAAGAAUCCUGUCAUCCAAAAAUGAUAAAAUUGUACCACAAAUUAUCGCUAAACCUUCAACCAUCGAAAGUAGCUCCCGUCCAAAUCUGCAAGAUUCUUAUUCAAAAAAUACUGCUCGUCCUUCAACUCCACUUACAAAUAAGCUUAAGUCAACUUCAACUCAACUGGUCAAAAGACCAGCAACUACAACUGCGACACAACUAGCAAAAAGACCAGCAAGUACACCAACUUCCAAAAUUCAAAAAAAAAAAAGAAAAUUCAAUUAUGAAAGUUUUUCUGAUAGUGAACUUAGUGACAUACCACCAGACGUAGAAGCGGACGACAAUAGACAUAGGGAGUUUCUUGGAGAAGCUGAUCUUAGGUCAAGUUUGAAAUUUAUAUUGCUGGAAAAAGUCUCGUACCGUAAGAGUAAAGAGAUGAAAAAGUAG
Lodderomyces jiufengensis is the source of this 2967-nucleotide messenger RNA. It is a transcript of the gene CRK1, whose product is annotated as cyclin-dependent serine/threonine protein kinase. Gene Ontology annotation, biological process: protein phosphorylation. Bases 1 to 2967 code for a protein of 988 amino acids. Gene Ontology annotation, molecular function: ATP binding; cyclin-dependent protein serine/threonine kinase activity. Lineage: Eukaryota; Fungi; Ascomycota; Pichiomycetes; Serinales; Debaryomycetaceae. The record is from RefSeq and is a predicted model, not a curated record. Gene Ontology annotation, cellular component: nucleus. The transcript has a single exon.